UUUGAAGAAAAAUAAUGGGAUUGACAUUCACCAAGCUAUUUGCCAAAAGGGAGAUGCGUAUCCUUAUGAUAGGUUUGGAUGCUGCUGGUAAGACCACUAUAUUGUACAAGCUUAAGCUUGGGGAGAGUAUCACAAUUAUCCCAACCGUUGGAUUUAAUAUAGAAACAGUUGAGUACAAGAACAUAAGUUUCACCAUGUGGGAUCUAGGAGGCCAAGUCAAAAUAUGGAAGCAUUUUAUCCAAAACCAAAACACUCAAGGUUUGAUCUUUGUGGUGGAUAGCAAUGAUAGAGAGAGAGUUGUUGAAGCAAGGGAUGAGUUACAUCGCAUGUUGAAUGAGGAUGAGCUUCGUGAUUCUGCGUUGCUUGUGUUUGCCAACAAGCAAGACCUUCCGAAUGCAAUGAAUGCUGCAGAAAUCACAGACAAACUUGGCCUUCAUUCCUUAAGACAGCGCCACUGGUAUAUUCAGAGCACAUGUGCCAUAUCUGGGGAGGGAUUGUAUGAAGGGCUUGAAUGGCUUUCAAGCAACAUUACUAGCAAGGUCACCUUCCUCCGUCUUCCAUUUAGGAUGAAGAAGAGGCUGCUUAAGAUCGGCGUAGGUGCGUUCGAAGCUUCAGGUGAUAAGGAGUACUUCAGUGAUAAUUGUGAAGCCAAUCACCCAACAGAAAAUGAGUUACAAGCGAGGUCGCCAUUGCUUUGGCAAGCUUCUGUAGCAUUGAAUCUCGGACUUUCUGAGCGACGGCAAAGCUAUGGUGAGGUGUUGUCGAAAGAGACAAUGUUCCAGAUCGGAAGAAUAAAGUGCCUUAUGUUCUUCGACUCUAAAACCCAACAGGCUUCGAACGAACAACAAAACAACGAGUCCUUCAUGUUCAAGGAUAGACUUCUACCAACAAGAAAACAUUCAAGCAACCCAGCAAAUUCAAGAGUUCACAUUAUGGUUCACAUGACUGAGGCUGAGAAGGAGCUGUGUGAAGAGGAAUCUGAUGAGCAGGGUCCGUGUGAGGAAGCUGAGCAUGGUUCAGGUGAUGAAAAGGGUUUGGCUAAAGAAGAGAAUGAGGAGAAAUGGGGGAAAUGUGGAAAACAAGGGGUUGAACUGAAUGAUGAAAGAGUUGGAAAUGGGGAUGAACGAAAGAAAGCAAGAGCGGGUGAAAAGGAAUGA
Molecule: messenger RNA, 1157 nt
Organism: Impatiens glandulifera
Lineage: Eukaryota; Viridiplantae; Streptophyta; Magnoliopsida; Ericales; Balsaminaceae
Product: ADP-ribosylation factor D-like
Exons: 9
Coding region: 15-1157 (380 amino acids)
Biological process (GO): vesicle-mediated transport; intracellular protein transport
Cellular component (GO): cytoplasm
Molecular function (GO): GTPase activity; GTP binding
Source: RefSeq, a predicted model, not a curated record